AUGAUCCGUCUAGGGUUCGGUGCCAGUCAGUCCGGCGCCGAGUUUGGCGGUGACUGUAUCCCGGGAACUCUUGGCCGGGACUACACCUGGCCCAAGGCUGCCAGCAUCCAGACGCUUCGCCGUGCGGGCAUGAACACGUUCCGCGUGCCCUUCCGGAUGGAAAGGCUUGUACCGAACAAGAUGACGGGUAGUCCGGAUCCAAAGUACCUGGGGUCGCUGAAAGCCACCGUCGAGACCAUCACCCGCCUUGGUGCGUAUGCGGUUGUUGACCCGCAUAACAGCGGCCGAUACUAUGGCAACAUCAUCACUUCCACGGCCGACUUUGCGGCGUUCUGGACCACCGUUGCCAAGGUGUUUGCCAAAAAUCCAAAGGUCAUUUUCGACACCAACAACGAGUACUAUGGUCUCAACCAGACUCUCGUCCUGAAGCUCAACCAGGCUGCCAUCAACGCUAUCCGGGCCGCCGGCGCCACGUCCCAGUACAUCUUUGUAGAGGGCAACGCCUGGUCCGGCGCUUGGAGCUGGACAGCCACCAACGACAACCUCAAGCAUCUCAAGGAUCCCAAAAACAAGAUUGUCUACGAAAUGCACCAGUACCUCGAUGCUGACUCGUCUGGAACUUCCCCCAACUGCGUCAGCUCCACCAUCGGACAAGACCGCAUCAAGGAAGCCACCAAGUGGCUCCGGGUUAACAAGAAGAAGGGCGUCAUUGGCGAAUAUGCCGCUGGCCCCAACAGCGUCUGCCACGACGCCGUCAAGGGACUCCUCGACACCAUGGCCAAGAACGCUGAUGUCUGGAAAGGUGCCAUCUGGUGGGGAGCCGGCCCCUGGUGGGGGAACUAUCAGUUCAGCCUCGAGCCUCCUUAUGGUGCUGCGUACUCCAACUUCUUGACCAUCUUGAAGGGUUAUGCUCCGUCGGCGUCCUCUCGCUCGCAUUCCCUUGCCGCAUCUGCUGUCUCCAAGAAUGUCGAGAAUAUCGAGGAAGUCGAGGAUGUCGAGGAAGUCGAGGAUGUCGAGGGUGUCGAGGGUGCCAAGGAUGUCAAGGAUGCCGUCGAGAAAACACAAAGCACCCCGCUUGUGGUGGACGUGUGA
Molecule: messenger RNA, 1092 nt
Organism: Ustilaginoidea virens
Lineage: Eukaryota; Fungi; Ascomycota; Sordariomycetes; Hypocreales; Clavicipitaceae
Exons: 3
Coding region: 1-1092 (363 amino acids)
Biological process (GO): glucan catabolic process
Molecular function (GO): hydrolase activity, hydrolyzing O-glycosyl compounds
Source: RefSeq, a predicted model, not a curated record